Molecule: messenger RNA, 740 nt
Organism: Gigantopelta aegis
Lineage: Eukaryota; Metazoa; Mollusca; Gastropoda; Neomphalida; Peltospiridae
Product: DEAD-box ATP-dependent RNA helicase 53, mitochondrial-like
Exons: 4
Coding region: 243-740 (165 amino acids)
Biological process (GO): double-strand break repair via homologous recombination
Cellular component (GO): cytoplasm; nucleus; chromosome
Molecular function (GO): four-way junction helicase activity; 3'-5' DNA helicase activity
Source: RefSeq, a predicted model, not a curated record
UUAACACUAUAUCAAUAAUUUGAUUAUAGACUGAACAAAUCAAAUAUCAUCACCCACAUUAACUGCUUUUUUAUUGUCACUCUUACUUCACUUAAUUUGAUUAAAAUGUAUAUUAAGUAAGAACAUGUGCAUAUGUCUACUGCUUAAGCGCUAAGCAUAACUGUCCAUAGCAGGUUCUUAAGAGUUUUAAAUUUUUAUGGAAUUCAUGCAAUUGCCCACAGCAAUCACUAAAGUACAUACAUAUGAAUGUCUCUCUUUUUCUUCAUUGUCACUUUUCAGACAUCACAGACUCAGAUUUGAGUAUUCUGCUAACCUCACCAGAGGCUGCUUUGAGCAAAAAGUGGAAAAUGAUCUUAAAACAAUCAUUUAAGAACAGAAUUUGUGUUUUAGUUUUUGAUGAAGCACACUUUUCUGUAACAAACAAACCACAUGACAACAAGUCGUUCGCCAUACUUAUAGGCAAGAGAAGAGUAGAGAUGUUUCAUGCAAGCACCGAUAUGACGACCAAAACUCGAAUAAUGGACCAGUUCAAGAAACAUGAUGGAAGCAUUAAAGUCCUUAUUUCAACAGUGGUAUUUGGGAUGGGUGUUGAUAUCCGAAAUGUUGAUAUAGUGGUUCAUUGGGGGUUACCAUCAACCAGUUUAAACUACUGGCAAGAAAUUGGACGUUGUGCCAGAGAUGCAGUUUGCUAUGCCUUCAAGCGCAGCCAGUCAAGAUCACUGAGCUACGUUCCGCAGUAA